CUUUUUUAUUAGCUAAAAAUCCUAAAUCUAAACCCUUUCCUCGUUCCUCGUUCUUCCUUCAUCUAACAAGAGAGAAAAAAAACAGAGACAGAGAGAUGGCUGGUGAGGAAGAGAACAGCGAGUUCUACCUGAGGUACUACGUGGGGCACAAGGGUAAGUUCGGGCACGAGUUCUUGGAGUUCGAGUUUCGACCCGACGGGAAGCUUCGCUACGCCAACAACUCCAACUACAAGAACGACACCAUCAUCCGCAAGGAGGUCUAUGUCACGCCUGCUGUUGUCAGAGAGUGUCGUCGUAUCAUUUCAGAGAGCGAGAUCUUGAAGGAAGAUGAUGUCAACUGGCCAGAACCUGACCGUGUUGGGCGGCAGGAGCUUGAAAUUGUAAUGGGGAAUGAGCAUAUCUCCUUUACUACUUCAAAGAUUGGAUCCCUUGUUGAUGUCCAGAGCAGUAAAGAUCCUGAAGGUCUUCGCAUCUUUUAUUAUCUUGUUCAGGAUCUGAAGUGCUUUGUGUUCUCACUCAUCUCUCUCCACUUCAAGAUCAAGCCUAUAUAAGAUGCAACCGAGUAUCAAGUGCCUGCCAGACAAGUUGCAUUCAUGGGUUGUGUAUGCUUUUCCAUAGAGUUGACAUUUUUACCAUGUAGGCCUAAUCAUUGACAGUUUUUGUAAUUUUUGGUACUUGGAUGAUUAUGAGACUAUUAAAAAAAUGAUUAUGAGAGGGGAUUUCGGAAUGUAUGCCAAAAUGGAAUGCUACAGUUUGCUGCAAA
Molecule: messenger RNA, 763 nt
Organism: Prunus mume (Japanese apricot)
Lineage: Eukaryota; Viridiplantae; Streptophyta; Magnoliopsida; Rosales; Rosaceae
Gene: MAGO
Product: mago nashi family protein
Biological process (GO): RNA splicing
Cellular component (GO): exon-exon junction complex; nucleus
Source: RefSeq, a predicted model, not a curated record